Molecule: messenger RNA, 2136 nt
Organism: Chanos chanos (milkfish)
Lineage: Eukaryota; Metazoa; Chordata; Actinopteri; Gonorynchiformes; Chanidae
Gene: cpm
Product: carboxypeptidase M
Exons: 9
Coding region: 37-1380 (447 amino acids)
Biological process (GO): peptide metabolic process; protein processing
Molecular function (GO): zinc ion binding; metallocarboxypeptidase activity
Source: RefSeq, a predicted model, not a curated record
GACAGGCUACACACUGACAAGGUUACGGUCGUCACAAUGUUUGUCGUUUCGCUGUGCUUGUAUUUUGGAGUAUGGGUGUCAUCAGCUCGUGGUCUUGAGUUCCGCUACCAUAACUCAAUUGAAGUUGAACAGUACUUAAAAACUGUCAACAGGAACCACCCAGAAUUCACGCAUCUCCACAGUAUUGGUAAAUCCGUGGAAGGAAGAGAUCUCUGGGUCCUUAUCCUUGGCAAACAUCCCCGAGAACACAAGACUGGGAUUCCAGAAUUCAAAUAUGUUGGCAACAUGCAUGGAAACGAGGUGAUUGGACGAGUGCUACUGCUCCAGCUGAUUGACCACCUGACCAAAGGUUAUCUGACUGACCCUCUGGUGACUCGCCUGCUGAAUAGCACACGUGUGCACAUCCUGCCGUCCAUGAACCCAGACGGCUUUGAGGCUGCCGACCGGAAUUGCUUAUACUCACAGGGCAGGUUCAAUAAGAACGGAGUGGAUCUGAACCGUAACUUUCCAGAUGCGUUCUCCAGCAGUGAGGAGCAGGAACCCGAGAAGGAAGUGCAGGCAGUGAUGAACUGGUUGAACUCCGAGGCCUUUGUCCUUUCAGCUAACCUCCACGGAGGUGCUGUGGUGGCCAGCUACCCCUAUGACAACAGCAAUGGAGGAGGUGAGCUGCAAGGAGGUGCUAGCAUUUCUCCCGACAAUGACGUUUUCAUCCACCUGGCAAAAAACUAUUCCUUCACUCAUAACAGUAUGCACAAGAGUGACAGCUGCUACGAUUCCUUGAGCUUCACAGAUGGCAUCACCAAUGGGUAUCACUGGUACCGUCUCCCAGGAGGCAUGCAGGACUAUAACUAUGUCUGGCACCAGUGUUUGGAGAUCACCCUGGAGUUGUCCUGCUGCAAGUAUCCCCCAGAGAGAGAACUGCCAGGACUCUGGCAAGACAACAAGGCUGCACUGCUAGCCUACAUGCAACAGGUCCACCUAGGCGUAAAGGGCCAGGUGAUGGACUCCAAUGGAAACCCCCUACCAAACGCCGUGGUAGAGGUGGAGGGACGACACAACCUCUGCCCCUUCAGGACAGAUCGCAACGGGGAGUACUACAGACUGUUACUGCCUGGAAAAUACACCAUAAAGGUGGUCUUUCCAGGACACAAGACACACAUAGAGUCCAUAUCUGUACCAUAUGGCCCAGAUAAAUUCUCAGCCCUCACACACAAUAUCUACCUUCAGAGAAGUGACAGCAACACUGUCAACAGUGUGACCCAACCUGCUCCCCUGUGCACUUCUCAGGUGCUCAACUCUAAGGAAAACAGUGGUAGGGCCCUGCUGCCAGCCCACCUGACAGUCAUACUAGCCUUAGCAAUCCACAGACUACUAUGGUGAGGAAAAAGCGUCAUCCUCAGGAUCAUCAUCAUCAUCCUCAGGAUCAUCAUCAUCAUCCUCAUCGUCGUCGUCAUCAUCAUCAUUAUCACCUUAAUAUUAUCAUUAUUAUUAUUAUUCCCUAAGAGUUCUGCUUGUCUUGCACAAACACCUGAACCAUUUUAACAGAUCUGGAUGUUUCAUAACCACAUGAGUUUACCAGUUAUUUGGUACUAAAAAAGGACAAAUCCAAGAAGCUGGAGAAAGUGUACGUGCCUUGGGCAUGGUAAGCCUUCAUUGGAACAUUACACGCAGUGUCGUAGAUAUCUACAUGGACAGGGCCGGGACCUGGAUUGUAUCUACAAACGCAGCUGUCACCCAGAAAAAAAAUCACCCUCAAGUAUAAGAUUACUACAGAAUGUGAACUUUUCUGUGUGAGCUGGCCCUGGGAUUUGCCUGCACAGAUAUGCUUGAUGUAAAACUGAAAGAUAAGAAACCACAGCCUAAACAUAAACUCAGGACAGUGAUAUUCAUCAGUUCUUGGUAUGGAAAAAAUGAUACAAAAUCACAGUUGUGCAUUGCGACAAGAAUUAAUUGGAGGGCUCUUCAUCCUCUUGAUCUCCAAGCAGUUGAGAGAUUGUGUGUUGGUUAAGUCUGGCAAUAAAUGGGCCUAUGAACAAUGUGGAAACACGUGUGUAGCAAACAAUGUAAUGCUAGUGAUUCUCACAGAUGCCCACUAGAGGGAGCUCUUGUCCAAAGUAAAGUUAAGGGUGAAUUGGC